Messenger RNA from Neoarius graeffei (lesser salmon catfish), 2392 nucleotides. It is a transcript of the gene lamp1b, whose product is annotated as lysosomal associated membrane protein 1b. The transcript is spliced from 6 exons. Gene Ontology annotation, cellular component: membrane. NCBI's taxonomy places the organism in Eukaryota, Metazoa, Chordata, Actinopteri, Siluriformes, Ariidae. The coding region runs from base 282 to 1013 and encodes 243 amino acids. The record is from RefSeq and is a predicted model, not a curated record.
UGACUGGGUGUUUUCUUCCGGGUGCGUUUAGGAGACAAGCUGCUCGGGUAAGAAACAAAAACAAACAGGACUCGGGUUUCCGAACGUGGUUCAGCGGUAUCAGAAAAACAAACAAACAUACAACGACUUACACAGUCUGCUUUUAAAUUGUAGAGUUAAUUUCAUUUUUUUAAAUCAAGAAACGUGCGUUAUUUGGUUAGAGUGCUAAUACUAGCUGAAUAUAGUUGCUUUGUGUCUUGGCCCGGAGUGUUUUGAUUUACGUGAGUCACUCGACUGGAGACAUGAAACCUCACAGCCGAAAACACCCUCUGACUUCUGGACUAACUCUCCUCCUGCUGCUGGCUGUAACAUUAUGCCCGAGUUGGUCCAGCGAUGUGUCCUCCACCACUUCUGCUCCGACUCCCCCUUCACCUCCCAGUGUCCCUGAGAAAGGGUCCUACAAUGUCACCCACAACGGCACUGCAUGCUUGUUGGCCCGCAUGGGACUGCAGCUCAACGUUACUAUUGAGGGCAAGGCUUUUCCGGAUAUCAUAAACCUGCAGCCAAAUGUGACCAAUACCACUGGCACCUGUGAGGCCGACACUGCAACACUCAUACUCAUGGAAAAGGAUACAAACCUGACUUUCUCCUUCUUUUUGAAUUCUACAACUAAGAAGUAUCACCUUGGUGGACUGGCACUGUCCAUCAACCUGUCAGGCAUGGCUCGUUCCUUGGAAGUCAGUAACACUAGUCUUGACUACCUUCAGGGAACUUUGGGCUACUCUUACAUGUGCCGUCAAAAGCUGAUUUUGACCGUUGUGCAGAAUUUCUCCCUGAAUGUUUUUAAUCUACAGGUGCAGCCUUUUGGUGUCAGUGGAAAUAAAUUUGGAGCAGCUGAGGAGUGUCAACCGGAUAAAGAUGACCUGCUGAUCCCUAUCGCUGUGGGUGCUGCUCUUGCAGGCCUUGUAUUAGUUGUGCUCUUGGCCUACCUGGUUGGCAGGAAGAGAAGCCAUGCUGGCUACCAGACCAUCUAAACCUACUCGCGUAAGAUUUCAAGCCAGAAUAUGCAGCAGUCACUAACCAGUGGAUUCCAGUACAUUAAGCCCUACCCUCUGCUAUUGUUAUGCUGCCUUUAUGCCCAUUGCCUGAGGUGAUCCUAUUACUUCUGGACUUUAAGUUGUAUAAUAACUGGUAAGUAGUUUAUGAAUAUUUAAUCUUGCACCAUUCUGGGCAUUCUUUUUGGAGUGGGUGAUGCUUAACAUUUAAUGAAAUGCUUAGGUCUCAGAUAAAGCACAGACUAAUGGUAACACUGACCAGAAUAUGUCUGGUGUGUAUAUUGAAAGGCUAGAGUUAACUGAAAAAGUGGACCCCAGUGAGAGCCUCUGCUCUGUACAUGACAGUAAUUGAGCUCAGUAUUACAAGUUGGAGCAUGACAUAGGGAAACUAGCUGCUAUAAAUUUGUUUUACAUCACUAAUAAAAGGGAGUACUUAACACUUCCCGUGCCCCUGCAAUGAGUCAGACUGUAACUCAGGAUGGUAAGGAUGCUGGACUCAGAGCCACAAAAAAGUCAGACAUGGAAUUUAAAGUUGCAUUGUAGUCAGUUUAUACACUUGUUUUCCUUUUUUAAAGGUGUUGUAACAGUGUGAAAUUGCACAGGUAGCUUGAGUAAUUCAUACUGUAUGCCCAGUGAGAAGCAGCUAAAGUGAGAGGUGCAGUUAUGCAAAAUUGAUAAGGCUGCACUGAGACCUUUCUCUAUACCUCUGACCCCCUUAUACUCUAUUUGAAGGUGCUUCAUGCAAGAGUAAACUGGUACUUUUCUUUCCAAACUAUCAUUAUUUAUAAAACUGACGAAUAUAGUUAUAGCAUGGUGAGGUUCGUAUGAAAAGCACAGUGACUUUUUGAUAUGUAUUUGACAUGGUGGACUUAACAACGUUUCUAAUGAUUACCACACAGCACACGUGUUAUGCAAACUGUAAACCAUUGAGUGUUAACCAUCAACACUGCUUCCCCCACCCAGCAUGCUUUGGGUUUCAAGAAAUCAGUGGCCACUCAACUGGUAAAUGAGAAUUUCUUAACUAUUAAUAUUGCACCAAGUCCCAGUUUGAAAACAAUGUUGAAAUUGAUAAAUGUCAGACUGUGAAUGUUUGAUAUGAACUAGUAGUACAAUUUUGUGUGUGUGUGACGGCUUGAGGGAGUGAUGUAAUGAACUCUUGAAUACAGUGCACUGAACAUACAGUAUGUUAUCUGCUUCUGCGUUCAUGUUUUUAUUCGCAACUUGGCCUUAAUGUGAAACGCUUUGGAAUAAUGUGUUUGGAAUGAGAUGUUGCAAUCCAUAUCUCUCAGGUGUUGUAUAACAGUAGAGAUUAUGCACAUUUAUAAAUGCAAUGACAAAUAAAAGGGGAAAAAAAAGUG